Molecule: messenger RNA, 4304 nt
Organism: Myiozetetes cayanensis
Lineage: Eukaryota; Metazoa; Chordata; Aves; Passeriformes; Tyrannidae
Product: zinc finger protein 239-like
Exons: 3
Coding region: 140-1114 (324 amino acids)
Source: RefSeq, a predicted model, not a curated record
AGUGGAAGGCAGAGGUGGUGCUGAGGCAGGAGAGCCCCGUGCUGGGGAAGAGGCUGAGCUGGGAGUGCCCAGCAGCGAGAAGGUGCUCUGUGCAUGCCCUGUGUGCCAGCAGGAUUUGUCCUUCCCAAAGCUUGGGUGGAUGGAGGAGGAGGCUGCAAGGAAGAGGAGAAACCCACGGGCCCCCCAGGCAGGCCCCGAGCUGAGGACGGAGAGCACGGAGGACAAAUCCCCCUGGCAGAUCCUGGUGGGAGAGGCUGUUUUGAAGGGCUCCCCGGCGCAGGAAGGCAGCCGGGAGGAAAAGACCCAGAGAUGCCCCCGGAGGAGGGGCUGCAAAGCCAGCCCAGGGAGCUCUGAGGAGGAAAGACCCGGCCUGUACCGGGAAGGCGGCCGGAGAUUGAGCCAGAGCUCUGAGCUGGUGGUCCCUGAGCAGCCUCCCUGCAGGGAGAAGCCCUUCAGGUGCUUGGAAUGUGGGAAGAGCUUCAGGCAGAGCUUUAAUCUCCUCAGGCACCAACACAUUCACACUGGGGAACGGCCCUACAUGUGUAGGGAAUGUGGGAAGAGCUUCAGGCAGAUCUCCCACCUCGUCAGGCACCAGCUCAUCCACACUGGAGAACAGCCCUACACGUGUGGGGAAUGUGGGAAGAGCUUCAGGGAGAGCUCUGAACUCCUCAGGCACCAGCAGAUCCACAUUAAGGAACGGCCUUACGUGUGUAUGGAAUGUGGGAAGAGCUUCAGUGUCAGCUCUAUCCUGAUCCAACACCAGCACAUCCACACUGGGAAAAAACCCUACACAUGUGGGGAAUGUGGGAUGAGCUGCAGGAUCAGCUCCAGCCUCCGCAUCCACCAGCGCAUCCACACUGGGGAACGACCCUACAAGUGCUUGCAAUGUGGGAAGAGGUUUCAGAGCAGCUCCAAUCUCCUCAGGCAUGAACGGACACACACAGGGAAGAGGCCCUUCCGCUGCACCGACUGCGGGAAGGGCUUCACCCGGAACUCCACCCUCGUCACCCACCAGCGCCUCCACAUUGGGGAGAGGCCCUACAAGUGUGGGGAGUGUGGGAAGAGCUACACCCACAGCUCUGCCUUGACCAGACACCAACGGACCCACCAGUAAGAGAAGCCCCACGAGUGCCCCAACUGCGGGAAGAGCUUUGGCCGCUGCUCCCACCCCGAAUGCCCCCCCUGAUGGUGAGGCAACCCCUGGAGUCCAGUGACUGUCAGUCCAUCCCUUUCUACCAGAAAGGGCCAGUCCCCUUUGCAGGGGCAGGUUGUGCCAACAGAACCCUUCUUGGGGGUGUGUGGAGAUUCCUGCCUUGGCUGGGGACCUCCCAAGGUCACUGCUGGAGGUUGAGAGCAGAGAUCUCCCCACGAGUAUUGGUCUCAGGGAGUUCCAUCCAUCUUUAAUUCAUAAUUCUUGCUUUGGUGCCAACUUGAGUAGAAUUGAUCUAAGAAUUGCUUUAGUGUAGAGCACUGUCCUAUCUUAUGCAGUACUACUGACAGUUUUAGUGUUUCUAUUGUGCAGUAAAUAAUUGUGAUAAAGAGAUUUUGUCUGAUCAUUUGUAGCCCUAAAUGAUUCAUUUCUAUCAGUAGAUCUGAUUUGCCAUUCUUAAAACCUGAGGGACAAAAGUGAUUCAGUCCCACCUCUGUAAUUCCUCUAAACUGAACCUGUUGGCAUAACCCAAGGCUGAGAUUUGAUCCAGCAGCCCCAGAACCUCACAGUAAGUUGAGAACCCAGGGGGGCCACCCCCCUUUUGUAAACUACCCUGUGCCCAAAAACCCCCAUGGGACCAUCAGACCUGCCAGACUACCCCCUCUUUUCCACUCUUCUCCCUGUUCCUCCCACUUUGCCAUGGUCCCCUCUACAAUCUGCUUAAAUAUUGCAAAAAAACCUUCAGAUUCGAAUAUUCCCUUGAGGAAAAUUAAAACUCACACGUUAUCUGUUGAUACCAAAAACUGAUUUUAUUAUGUGCUAAGAAUUGCAAAGAGAAAGGAAAAAGUAAGAAAAGGUUGGAAACUGCUAAGAUUAUUUCUAGAAGCAGAGAAAAGAUACCACUGAAAACUACCUUUUCCCACUGAGCUGGUCUGUGUGGGGGGGAAAAGAGCAGUUACUACCUUUUAUUUUCUCUGUCUCUGCAGCUUUUGGAUGUUAUCUCUGUAGCUGCAGGCGGUCUGACAGCUUUAGUUCUCUGCAAUGCACCAUGUGUGGUUUCACCGCUCAUGCCCCUGUCCCAGGCCGUGCAGGGUCUCAACUCAGCCGAAGCUUUGGACCCUCAGAAAUAUGGUCAGGGUAGAAGGAUAAGGUAGAACUCCCACAUGUGGCACGGUGGUCUCAGCUCUCUCCAGGCUGGCACAGUUCCAGUCUCCGGUGGCAGGCAGGCAGCACACGGUGGCGGAGAAAAGGUGAGGGGAGGUGGGCAGAGAUUCUCGGCUACAGUCACCAGCUCUCUCUCCCUUUCCUCUCCCUGAUUUUCCAAAAUUUGCCCUCAACUUUUAUAGUGUUCAAAGGAGAUUGUACGUGGUUUCUUGGCACAUAGCCAGUUCAGAUGUUGGUGGAGAUACGGUAACCAUAAACAAUGGCAGGAUGUUUUGGCAGGAAAAGUACUGUAGGAAGUGCUGGUGGGAACUUCUGACAGAGAGCUGACAAUGUUAGAUAGGAAGUUUUUGAUAGGCAGAAACAAUUUUUGGCAUUUCUAUAUUAUCUCUGUGUUACAGAUGGUUGCCAUGGUAAGCGACAUAACAGGGAAUGCAUAAUGGUUACCAUGGUAACAGAUCCUACUGAUGGGAAUGUAUGAUGAUUGCCAUGAUAACUGUCCAUAACAAAUGGAAUGCAUAAUGCUUGCCAUGUAACUGACUGUAGCAAUGGGAUAGUAUGAUGGUUGCCAUGGUAAGCAACAUAUCAAUAAGAGUGCAUAAUGGUUACCUUAUUAACCGACUCUAGCAAUGUAAAUGCACAAUGGUUGCUAUGGUAACCCACAUAUCAAUGAGAAUGCCCAAUGGUUGCCAUGGUAAGUUAGGUCACAAGGAGAAUGCAUGAUGGUUUCCAUGGAAACCGAGUCACAACCAAAAUGAAUAAUGGUUACCAUGGUAACGGAUGUGACAAUGCGAAUGCAUAAUGGUUGCCAUGGUAACCAAAGUCACAACCAGAAUGCACAAUGGUUGCCAUGGUAAGUGAGGUCACAAGGAGAAUGCAUUAUGGUUUCCAUGGUAACUGAGGUCACAAUGAGAAUGCACAAUGGUUGCCAUGGUAACCACUUUAAACAAUGAUAAUGCAUAAUGAUUGCCAUGAUGUAAGGGGGGUACUUUUGAUUCAGAUGAUCAAUGGAGCACAGAGGGGUGAGAAAGUGAUUAUAUUUGCAUGUGAAACCAACCAGAAUAUUGUACAAUGUAACUUUAUUGCACAAGUUCACUGUAAGGCCCAUUGUGCCUUUAGCAAAGUUAACUGAAUGUCCCCCAUUAUCAGAGCUGAGUUUCUCCUUGGCUUGGCUCCACUCUGCGAGAGAGAUACAAAUCCCCUUGAAACACAAUGGUACAGGUCGUCCAUAGGGCUGAGGAAGGUGAUGGAGAGGAAGAUGAUGUGGGCAGGGGUUGUUGGCCCCUUGCCCUACAGUGGGGCAUGCCCAGACUGUUGCCAUGAGGUGACAAACGGGCGCUGUUUGGCUGCCACUCAAGCACCACCUUCUGCUGCGUCCUGGCCCUACGUAGUGUAAUGUAGAGCUGAUGGAAUGGGGUGUCAGCACUGCUGGGUGGAGCGAUGCUCAUCCUUCCAUCCACACUGUGCUGCUCCGCGGGGACACCCGCCAAGCACGGGCAUCGACCAGCCCUGCAGAGCCUGGUAGGCCUGGCCUGUCUGUGCAGGUGAGCACAGUUUAUUGAUAGGAAGCAACCAAGAAAGCAAACAUUUUAUCUCCCUUUUUAAAUCCCUUUGUUUCCCUUUUUACUAGCUAAUGCUGUAAUAGAGGCUGUUUGUAGUAUUGUAUGAAUGCCAGCGAUAAAGUAGUGGUUUUGUCUUCUUUUUCAGCUUUUGAUUCUCUUUGCUAGUAGUUUUUUUACUCUUGCUGCACUGAAAGAUUUUUUGUAGUGUUUGAAUGACUGUUGUACUUGGCUUUGUUCCGGGCUUAGAUUCAAACAAACUAAUACAGAAGGGAUUGGGAAGAGGUUUCAGAGGGUCCUGGGUGGGCUGAAGGAGACCAGGAUGGGGUUUGUGAGGUCGUGGGUGGUCUCUGGGAGGUUUUGGGGGGUCCUGACCCCCCCCGACUCCUCCCAGAGAUGCCACAGGACACCGUCCACAGCAAGAUCCUGGUGGG